AUGUGUGUUGACUACCGAGCAUUGAAUGCAAUCACAGUUAAGGACAGAUUUCUGAUUCCAACAAUAGACGAGCUCCUUGAUGAAUUGCUUGGUGCUACAGUGUUUAGUAAGCUGGAUCUUCGUAGUGGUUACCACCAGAUUCGUAUGAAGAAGGAAGACGUGUACAAGACUGCCUUCCGCACUCAUGAAGGACAUUACGAAUUUUGUGUAAUGCCAUUUGUCCUCACAAACGCUCCAGCCACCUCAUCAAUGGAUAUUCAUGUGGUUCACUUGGAGCAAGCCCCGCUCUGUUUAAAAGAUAAUCAGUUCUUUUUAAAACUUAGCAAGUGCGAGUUUGGUCUUCCGGAAAUUUCUUAUUUAGGCCAUGUGGUUUCUGCCUUUGGAGUCAAGGCUGACCCAAAAAAGUUGGCAGUCAUGUUGGAUUGGCCUCAGCCACGCAGUGUGAAACAGCUAAGGGAAUUUUUGGGCCUAACCGGUUAUUACCGGCGUUUUGUUCAUGGUUAUGCAACCAUAGCAGCUCCCUUAACUGAUAUGCUCAAGGGUGAAGAGAUGGCAUGGUCUGAACUAGCAAAGAAUGCUUUUGUUCAAUUGAAGGAGGCAAUGUCUGUAAUUCCAAUACUUGGGCUACCUGAUUUUAGUUCACAAUUUAUUGUAGAAACUGAUGCAUCUAAUACUGGUGUUGGGGUUGUUCUCAUCCAAGCAGGUAGGCCUAUUUCAUUUUUCAGCAAGAAGCUAGGUCCCCGGUUGGCUGCCGCCUCCACGUAUGGUAUGUUAUUUCAUUUAGGCAAGUUCUAUAUUAGUUCCAAUUCCAAUCUUAAACAAGUAUUGAUGCAUGAAGCUCACGGUUCACCAAUGGGAGGUCAUGCAGGAGCUCUUCGAACAUUUCUACGUCUCUCAACAUCAUUUUCUUGGCUUCCUAUGAGAAGGGAAGUGACUGAGUAUGUCAAGCACUGCCUUACCUGUCAACAAACUAAAACAUCGACCCAAGCUCCUAUGGGGUUGUUGCAUCCAUUGCCAGUUCCUGAGGCAGUAUUUGAGGAUUUAACAAUGGAUUUUAUUACGGGCUUGCCAUCUUCACAAGGGUUUUGUACAAUUUUGGUGGUAGUGGAUCAUUUAACGAAGUAUGCUCAUUUUGGACCAUUGGCAACUUCUUUCACAGCAGCUUCUGUUGCAGCACUAUUUUGCGAAAUGGUGAUCAAGUUACAUGGCUUCCCACGUUCUAUAGUGUCGGACAGAGACACAAUUUUUGUCAGUCAGUUUUGGAGAAAACUUUUUCAGUUUAGUGGCACCAAACUCAACAUGUCUUCGGCCUACCACCCACAAUCUGAUGGGCAAUCUGAGGCCUUAUAUGGACGCAUACCUCCCACAAUCCCACACUACCCUCGUGGUCUUGUUAAGAUUGAAGCCUUGGAUACUAUGCUGGUUCAGAGAAAUGAAUUGUUGCAUGCUCUUAAGUCACACUUGAUUCAAGCUCAAAAUAGGAUGAAGAACUUGGCUGAUAAGAAGCGUAAGGACCAUUCGUUUGCUGUGGGAGAUUUAGUAUUGGUACGUUUACAACCACAUAGACAAGUACCUGUAGCACGUCGUGCCAAUCACAAGCUGGCUAAACGUUUCUUUGGACCAUUUCCAAUCCAAAAGGUUAUUAGUGUUGUUGCCUACCGUUUAGCUCUGCCACCAGAGAGUAGAAUUCAUCCCACAUUUCAUAUUUCUGCCUUGAAGCCCUUCCAUGGUUCGAACACUGUUGGGUUCUCUCCUCUGCCUCUUGACAGCAUUGAUAAUUGA
Messenger RNA from Gastrolobium bilobum, 1782 nucleotides. RefSeq lists its product as uncharacterized. The coding region runs from base 1 to 1782 and encodes 593 amino acids. Gene Ontology annotation, molecular function: nucleic acid binding. The transcript is spliced from 4 exons. NCBI's taxonomy places the organism in Eukaryota, Viridiplantae, Streptophyta, Magnoliopsida, Fabales, Fabaceae. The record is from RefSeq and is a predicted model, not a curated record. Gene Ontology annotation, biological process: DNA integration.